Messenger RNA from Sabethes cyaneus, 10935 nucleotides. RefSeq lists its product as uncharacterized. The transcript has 5 exons. Lineage: Eukaryota; Metazoa; Arthropoda; Insecta; Diptera; Culicidae. The record is from RefSeq and is a predicted model, not a curated record. The coding region runs from base 2159 to 6736 and encodes 1525 amino acids.
GCUCGGAAAAUCAAUAAAAUUGUGUCCUCAAAGUGGUCAUUUCCGGUGGUACAGUGGUCCGUCGAGCUGCGGUAGUGAUAAUUGCGAUUCGAUCGUGUUACAGCAGUGCAAAAAUCGGCUCGUUGAUUAAACUGUGACCCCAUUUUUCCACGGGGAGAAGUUCGAAAAGUACUGAAGUUGAAGAUGGUGUAGGACUUUUUUUCUUUCUAUCCAUCCUCGUUUCGUUCGCGUGCGCGCUGCCUCCCCUCGCCUAUCGUCGAAGCAGCAGCAGCAGAAGUGUAGUGUACCGAGAAGAGAGAGUCUGUUCAAUUCUAGCCCCGAGACGUCGUGUCGUUUUUGUCGAAUCGGUCAUGUCUCGCGCGGUUCGCUAUUGGGCUCAAAGAACGGAAUGAAAUUUCUGUGAAAUUUUCCCUGUGUAACAUCGACUAGACCGGAUUUUGUGCGAAAUCUCAUUGGAACGACGGCCGCGGUGUACGCAGACAGAAAGCAGAAUCAGCAGAAUUGGGAAUCUACCAGUAGCAAAAGAGAAAUUUGGGAACAAUUACGGAGUUUGACGAAUUUUGGCACUCUCGAAAAUCGAACAUUGUUAGAACACCGAUAGUCGUCUAGCUGUGCAAAGGAUACUGUUGUGCCCAUUCUGUGUUGUGAGCAGUCGGAGAGCAGAGAGCGCAGAACUCCUCUGGAAGCACAAAAGGACACACAGUGUACGGUGCUGUGCCGUGAGUGUGAGGAGGUGGUAAUGAUAUUUGCCUUCCACAUCCUCUGGCCGUAUCGUGUAGGUCGCUUUGCUCAGAGCUCAGAGCUGGAGUCAGUCGCCUUCAAGAAGACACUGGAGUAGCAUCGAACCGGUUGACGUCGAGUGUGUGCGAAGAUAGAUAGAUAGACAGACGGACGAACGAUCGAUCAAUUGGGCUCGAGGAGUAAAAAAUCGGGUCACGCGUGUCAACUCAAGGGGGAUUAUCUCACUUAUAUACGUGUUUUUUUGUGUAUGUGCUUGUGCUUCCCCCCAGCAGCCCCGUUUCUCAGAAGCACUAUCCCGAGUGAGCUGACAUAAUCGAAUCGGAAUCAAAAUCGGUCCCGUUUGUAGUGCCAGUGCCAACGAAGCGAAAAUUCGGAGAACGGUCCCGUUUCGGAAUAGUACGGCGUAUUGGUGUUCUCUAGUUUUUCACUGUGGGUCUUGGAAAAAGAACAACACCAGCACAGCAGGACGGGCAAGAAGAAGUGAAUAAUUAAAUAUUCCGCCUGUGUGCAUCCAGCAACCGAAAGAAGAGAGUGCGCUCGGUGUGUGUUUCUUUCAUGUUCCGUUUCUGCUGGACGCGCGGGAGGAAAGCGGCGUGGAAUGAGUAAGCUUCUAUCGGGUUCCCGGUGUUUCUAGUCCUCCUCCUCUUCCACCUCCUGCUUUGGGUUUGCCACAGCACAAGCGAAAGCAGCAGCAGCAGCAGCGAAACGCAACGUUCCGACCUUCCGAGAGUCGAUUUGCUUUGCUUGGUUCGGUUCGGUAUAUCAUUAGGACAGCCGCGGCUCAGCCUGACCCGGCUCGGUGUGUUCAGUGUUUUGAGGAUCUGGAAUUAUUGUACGGUCGGGAUCUAGGGUUUUAGUGUAUGUGUGUAUGAGUGUUUGUAUAUUCAAGAGGAACGAAGAGAAAAGAGCCCAGAAUUGGAAGACGGAAAAGGGCAGCUCGGAGAAGUGUUCUUAGAGGUGUGCAGAUGCUAGAAGAAGAAACAGACAUGUGAUAAAUAUAUGAGCAUAGCGGUGUUCAACUAAAGUCCCGAAGGCCUCGGCUUGCCAGGAAUAUAAGCGACGAGGUUGUUGGGCGUAAGAAAACGAGGAAGAAGUUUCAAGUGUUGUGUUUUAACGCUGACGAAACACGAAAGGAAGAAGCGGCUAAAAUGACGAAACUCCUCAACGAAACUCGAAGAAGAUGUACUUAGACAGUGUUUCGGGGCGGUUUUGCUCUAGUUUAGGAUAAUUUUCAUCAUUUUGGGGGUGAAAAUCGAUAAUCCUGUGCUGGUUGUUGGUUGGGUGCGAGUAUACGAGGGAAUUUUCGAAAGAGUGAAGUGUGUGAACCGUAAAUCCUCUUGAACGGGGUGGCAAAGUGCGAUAGGUGUGCCACCACCACACCACCAUCACCACCAGCAGCACAAAACCAGUGUUCACGAUGCUUGCCGAAGGAACAAUGCACAAGAAAUAUAAGAUCUCCUUACCGCUGAGCUGCAACAUCAGCAGAGUCAGCAGUAGGAGUGCACUAAUCGAACGAAAACAAGAAGAUAAUUGCGACAGCAGCAGCCUUAGUAGUAGGAUCAGUGAUAUCAGCAGCUGUGUCCGGCUGCCGGACCCCGAUUGCUCCUGCGGCCGCUCGUUACCGGUGCUGCCUGACGGAGACUCCGAUAGCAACAUGAGCAACAGCAGCAGCAGCAACAGCAGCUGUAGUAGUAGCUGCUCUAGUACUAGUUCCCGCAAUUCCGGUCGACGGAGACAGUGCCGACCGCCGGACACUGUGAAGAAGGUACGGGUGAGAACCGGUGCCACCAAUGCCACCUGCAGCUUCGAACCUAGCCGAUCCCGAAGGCCUCGACCGGCCUACACUAGCAGUUUCAUCAUCACGCGUCGAUACUCCUCCUUAGCGAUAGUGUUAAUUAGUACCGUUCUAUUGUUGUGCCACUGUGGACCAUCAGCAUUCCUCCUUAGCCCCGGUUGGGCCGUCCUGCUCGAUGCCAACGGAGAAAGCACCGGACCGGCCGGGGCUCCGGUGCAGGCCUUCGGCGACGGGUUCGGAAAUUUCAACUUGGAACGAAGCAUAGCGGCCGUCUUCAGCCGGGUCGCGUACGGCUCGACGACGACAACGAAGCGCAGCAUACCGGACAACGUGUACGUGCCGAGUCUGACGACCGUGUCGACGCCACUGCUAACGACGUUUAGGUAUCGCGAGAAGGACAAGGAUUCGCUGAACCUAGGCGGAGGAAGUGGAGCCGGUGCCGUGGAAGGAGGACUGGGCGGUGGUGGCCGGGAACCGCACUACAAUCAGCAGCAGAUUAGCGCCAACCAUCGGAACUACGAGCUGGAUCUGGAGCGGGACCAUGUGCUGCCGACGUCGGCACCGAACGCGGAAAUCCUCAAGAGCAACAGCAAUCCGACCUAUCCGAACCCGAACCGGCACCAUGGCCACGACCGGCAUCGGCACUCGAACUCGACGCCAUACCCACACGGUCACAACAAGAAGGGCUUCCCGACGAAUCCGAUGUUCCCGGGAGACAUGUCCCCGCCGCCAUCGCGAGCCUUCACGCCACCGCUGCAUCGUAACUAUACGAAUCCGUUCGCGGACAAGCCCACGCUGCGCGGUACCAACAGUGACAGUGCGAUCAUCAGCACCGGCAGCUACGUGAAUCGUCGUCCUCUGCCACCGCCCAGUUUGAUGCCCGGUCACGAGCGGAUCCCGAUUCGGCCGGAUUUGAACGGGCCGGUCGGUGCGCAGAAACCGUCAUCCGGUGCGGCUCCUGUAGGUGCUGUAGCGCCUCCGGCGCUGGGAGGCGGCGGUGGACCUUCUAGUUCGUCGCAAUCGAUUGAUGCCCAGCGGAAGAAAGCUUUGAAUACGCCGUCGGAGAAGAGCAGCAAACUGGAUUCGACCAAGAACUACGGAGUGGACAGCAAGUUUAUGCUGGACGGAAACGGGAACUCCAGUGCAAUACUGCCGAAUGGGAUGCAUUUUCCGUCAAUUUCGAGGAUACUAAGCGGUUCGAAUGGGCGUACGCAGACGAUUCCGGAUGUGUUGCUGCGAUCGGUCACGUCGGCACCGAGACCGAAUCAGCCGACGUUUGAUUUGAACCCGCCGGUGACUUCGUUAAGUAAUGCUAAGAACUUAAAUAAGGGAAACGAUCAUAGCCGUGGCGAGGGAGAUGAUUUCGAAGCGGGAAACGAAAACAGUGGGAUUGAUCAGGACGAUGAGGAUGAUGACGAGGAAGAUGAUGAUGUGGUCGGUGGGGAGAAAAGCGAGGGUAGCCUGUAUUCGACGCAAGCACAAAGUGUUCAGACCAGUACGGUCAGCUCGUUGAUUCAUCUGUCCUCCUCGUCGUCGCCGAUCACGCAGAAGAUGCCGAAUCUAAACCUAAAAUCGGUGAUGAUCAAAGCGAAUGCUAGUGGGGACGGUGACGGGCAGUCCGGUGGAGCAGGGUAUGGGAAUGAUAGGAAUUUUGCAAAUGAUAUCGAAGAUAUCAGUACGUGGACGAUUGCGUGGAACAUUCACGUGUAUUUGUCGGCGAUUUUGUUCACCAUCCUAGCGGUGUACUCGAUCUUCAAGAUAAUCUUCUACGAUAAACUGACGCAUCUGUUUUCGCAGUCGUAUUUCAUCAGUAUCCAUUUGAUCCUGAUCAUCAUCUGCUUGCUGCGAAUUUUCUACCUUUGCUACGAUGCGUACAACAUUCACUUCAGUUUUAAUUUGUUCACUUCGGAGUUGCUGUUGAAUCUUCCGCUUACAUUCCUCACGACAACGUUCGCCAUUUUGAUUUUGUUCCUGUUGCUACGAUCGAUCAACCACAAAACCAACCGGUACAGUUCGAUUCUUCGUCCGCUGACCAUCAUGAUUGGUUCCGGAGUUCACGUUGGUCUUUGCGUUACCCUGCAUCUGGUCGAAUCGUACGAAACACAGCAGUUUUACCACAAACAAGCCCAACUGAUGGCCAGCAGUCGGGGAGGACAGACCGGUCAUGGUCCCACCAAUAUCCAGAUACCACCGAGAGUUCUUUCGUUGAUCUGUCAGAUCAUAUACAUCUUCAUCUGUUUAUCGUUGGGCAUCCUCUAUCUGUACAUGUACCGACUUCUGAAACGAAUUUUGCACAAAAGUCAGAACUACAUCCACGGUUAUAACAAUUUGUCGUACGCAAUCCACAUCACGAUCGCCACUGCACUGCUUUUUAUUCUCCUGGCAGCCCUGCAGAUCUACGGUGCCAUCAGCAUCAGCUCGCAGACGAAGGUCAAACUUUCGCCGAACAACAAUCUGAAUGAUGGUUCCGCCAAGAAGACCCUGUGGGCGUCGCACAUCGAAAUCGACUGGUUCCAGUGGGGCUAUCAGUUCAGUUUACGCUUCAUCGAAAUCGUAAUCAUCGCUUUGCUGUCGUGGGUUACCGGUCUUAAGACAGGUACCUCUAAGGUGAUUCAGCGUGAGAAGGACAUGGAACAACCGAACGCAAGCGGAUUCGCUCUGUUCCCAUGCACUUCAUCCUCCAGCCAGGAGAACUUCGAAACGGAUUACCCAGCGGUUUGUAACGCCAACACGAAUCUACACACCUACACGCUGCGCACGGGUAAACCGAUUUAUGAUGAUAAUUUUGCGCUGAAUUCGUUGAACUUGGAACAGAACAGCAAUCAGGAUCUUCAGUUGGGACCGGGAGGCAACGACUUCCAGCGAUCGAUCGAAACGAACAGCAUGCGAUCAAGUUCACACAACUACAGCAACAACUACAACGGCAGCCAGCAGGCCGAUCAACACGAAGAUUUCAUGAACGAUAGCGAACAGAUGCCGGAUCACUACGAGAACCCGAACUUCGAACUGAAGCACCACCACCGGGGGGAACCUCCGGAUGGACCGCAGUAUCACGACAUCAUGGACAACUGCUACUCGGAGCCGAUCAAUGCUCCACCAUACGACACCAAGAGCUUAAGAGGGGCAGCGGUAGGAGGAGGUCCUCCGGCAGUGCAUCUGCCCCAGGGAUCCCGAAACUACGACUUUCAAAACUUCGAAAGACCCUCGUUCGAUCAGGCAGCUUCCUCACAGUCAAUUUCCCGGGGUGAAUUCCGGGCUUCGAAAAACCUCAAAACGCUCAAAAGCGGACAGGCCAAUUACGACGGAGCGAACACAAUGGGUCACCAUCACUACAACCACUUCAACAACUACAACGAUUCGUUCGAACGACGAAUCGGUGUUCGGAAGAGUGGAACUCUGAACAACAUCGGCGGAAUGCACUUUAACCAGCAUGCCGGCGGAAGCGGGCGGAACAACAACAAUUCCGCUUCGUCAGCGUCGUCUUCAACUUCGUCCAACAACCGUGGUGCAAUACAACAACAACAACAACAGCAGCAGCAACAACAAGUGCAGCAGAUGCCCGGUCAGGGACGACCUCCUCGAGGUGCCAUCGGUCCGGAUCGGCACAUGAACGGAGCUCAAACGCUAAGCACUGCCGGUGGCCGAGGCGUUCCGGAUCACCAUCAUCACCAUCACCAUCAUCCGCAGGCAGCUCCUCGGAAUCUCCCCGGCGGAGAUUUCGUGCAUCCGGGAAGCUUCAACGAUCGGAUAGUCAACGGCCACGGUGUAGAUCACUCGUCCCAGGAGCACGUGAAUAACUUCGACGAUAACAGCAGUUCGGCAAGUUACUACCACAGCAAGAAACGCUCCCGGGAAUCGUCCAGCUCCAGCUACACCGGCUUUAACAACAACGGAAGUGAUCAUGGUCCGCAGAAUCAGGAACCGGGCAGCUCCUCGCCCACCAUGUCCGCUUCGAAUCUUCCGAUCAACGGCAUGAACGGUGGAGGAGGAGGAGGAGGUAGCAGCUCCGGUGGGUCGUCCAGUGGAGUCCUGCCCGGUAAGAUCGCUGCCCCGGCUGCCGUAGGAGCCGGCGGCGGCAGUGAUAGCUCGUCGAUGCUGGUCGCCGAGCAAGGUUUCGUGCGGUUCCGGGCGCUGGAAGAACCGGCGCUCAGCUCGCGAACCAACCUUAGGGAUAAGAACAAGCUAUUUAUGAAUUCUUAGAGUUUAACCGCCGGCUGGCUGCCGCCAUCGCCUCCCCCACCGCCGGGGGAACAACAGCUGUAAAGUUUGAGCAUUUUUUCACUCUUUUUCUCGAUUUAGGAUUCAACGUAAAAGAAAAUUAAACAUUCGCACACGUCAGUUCUGCCUGGCCCCCCUUACUCCGUACCCUGCUGCUCCCCGCCCUGCCGCCCCCCAUCGUCAUCAGUCCAAGCAAAGCAAGUCUCUCGUUGUAAAUAGUUAGCGCGAAAGUAAACAAAAAAAUAAACAAGCGGUGGGUUAUGCGUAGGUGUACGGCACGGCAGAAUUCGGGCGAAACAAUUCAGUCAAGUGAUCGAUUUAUUACUAUAAUUAAUAAAAGUAUAGAAGAUAAAGAAAAAAAAUACAAAAAAGCUACGAUUCUAGGACGUAAGAUAACAAAUUGAUGACAUUUAAAUAGUUGUGUAUAGAACAGAAGUGAUGCAGACGCGUGGAGAAAGCAAGAAUUUAAGGUUUUUCUUGUGCCCCCUCUUCCUUUCCGCUCAUACUUUUCUCCCGUCGCGACGUUAAAGGUCUUUUUCAUCGCAUCAUCGGUAGCGAGCGGGGAGGAUUUGCGUGCGGCGGUGCUGCCAGAUUCGGCCUAACACUUGAGCAGCGCGCGCGUUGCCAAUUGAUUUAUUUCGUUAGAACGUUAACCCGAAAAAAAAAGUUGUGGCUAGUUGUGGCUAUUCGCAAUAGGAAAUCUAAAACCGCAACCCACGCGACUCCUCCCCAUUAUUGCGCCAAAGUCGUUUGUAAAUUAUUGUUCGUCUUUUUUAAUUUUUCAUCGCUCAGAGCCACCCUUCCUUCGGAAGGAAAAAAAAGAAACAAACAUAAUAUGUAGGUACUUAUCGCUUUCCGAAUCUUUCGCUAUCUUGGAGAAAAUUUUAAAGCAAAACAGCUAAAAUGCCAUUCCCGUUCCCUUGAUAUCCCGUCUUGCCUUGACUCAUCCAUCCAUCCCGUAGUCAGUAGUAGGUAGCAAGCAAGCAAGCCAACAACCAAGCAAGGGCGUAAAAUUGCAGUCAAUUCUGCGAAAGCCUCGACCGACCGGCAGAAACAAAAAGAAAACAUGAACGAAACGAUACAGUGUGCUAUAAUUAGAGAGAGAAAGAGAAAAAGAUGGAGUGAAGCCUGCAGCUGAAGUAAGAAAUGUAUGCAAUUAGAGAGCUCUGACACAUAAAAUGUGUGCAGGAAUGGUGCUGCUCCCAACAGGCAAACGUGUGCAAAAAUAAAGAAAUAACAGAUCGACAGAUUAGAAGAGAGAGGAUAAUGAAGAGAUGCGAACAUGAACUACUACCGUAGAGAAGAUGGGAAAAGUGUCAUUAAGCAGAAAAAUAGAAAUAAUAAAAAAAAUAAUGUUCGAAAACAAAGAGUCGCACGGAAAUAGGAAAAGAAAUUGCAACCAAUUGUGAUGAUUUAAUCCGUCGGGUUUUGUCUUCUCGGGUCGGUGGUGCCGCACGGUGCAUUUAGCUUCUUUUUUUAAAAAAAAACAUAACUACCGAGUUUGUUGCGGAACAUUACGAUGCGAAGCGGAAAAGUGGAAGCAUAAAUAUGUGUAAUGCACCUAGCCUAGAAGAGCAUUUCUCUGAUCGCGCGCCGUUCGGAGUCGGCGGUGUCAGUGGGCAACCAAUAAUAAACACACAAACCCAGGACGCUGCCUGCUUUCGUCGGCUAGGUGCAUCACACACUACUGCAGUGUGUAGAAAAUAGAUACAGGUUAUGCCCCGAACCGAAACCGGAAGCCCUAAUUGGCGAUGAUUUCGUUGACUAAACAUUAUUUCUGCUUUUUUUAAUAGCAAUAUUAUGGUUUUUAGAUUGCAUUGUUUUAGUGAGUCUUAAGUAAUGACCGGAAACUAGAUUUUUUUAGACACAUUUUACCGUUUUUGACGUUAGAGUACAGUGGGUUGUGUUUUACUUUGCACAGACUGAUUUACGGUCUGAGUUUUCUGAGAUAUUUUUGAACUAUUUUGAUUUAAUAUUAGAUCAGUGCCAUAGAAAAAAGUUGAAUAGCCAUUCAAUCAUCAUGCAAAAGUUCUAAAUUUGGGCCCGUUUUGGAGCGACAGAUUUUUUUCUGUAAUUAAUUAUUCACUUACCUUACCAGAAGAGCCCUCCCGGCUGAAUGAUUCCAGGAAAAGGCUCUGUAAAUAAAACAAAAAAAAAACGAUUAGUUCCUUAAAACCCGCAACAUAAUUGUUUGAUCAGCUGCUGGUUGCUGCAGUAAUUUGAUAUUUUUUUUUCAUUCCGUUUAACUUAGACACAUAGAAUGAUUUUUUACCGAUUUUUAGAGGGAGAGUUCUAAGUAGUGUUUAUUAGUGACCCCUCUGUUUUACUUGUUGACAAUCUAAUGUGAAAUCAGAACUGAUAUUUAAUUCCAUCCGACAUCGUUUCGGGUAUAUUCUUAAGUCUUCUCGAAGAAUUCUGUUAGAAUACAAUCGAAACGUCGGUCAAUAUUAAGAAACAAUUCUGAUGACAACCAGUAAAACAAUGGAGUUUCAUGUUAGUGACGCUGCUUUUACACUUCAAGUAACAUUUAAGGUUUUAUUACACAACUAAAACGGUUUUAGUGACCAAAAUUAGUUCUAAACAAUAAGAGUGCAAAAAAACCUAAUAUGUUGCUUGGAAAGAAAGUUUUUUACUACAGAAAUUGAUCGGUUCAUUCUUAGAUAAUCAAAAAUAAAUGAAAAUAAUUACGCAUCAACAAACCAGGAAUCAUUUCAACAUUAUUAGCCCACUGAACUUCUGACAAACAAGGUAUUCUGAUAAAUGAAUAUUACUUAUAACAAAUCCAACGACAAACUAGUCCACUCUCAACGUUUCAUUUUUUUUAACUGAUACCAUCCUUCGUCCAUUCGCUAACCGAAUAUAGAACAUAAAUUGCGUCCUCAUUCGUUCCUCUUCUCUUCAUUCGAAACAAGCCAUCAGUAAAAACUGUUCUCAGUUCAAAACUACCAGAGCAAAAAAAAUCCGAGUGAAGAAAACUACUACUUACUAAACAAGAAACAAAAAAAGCGAUCACAUCACGUCCCAUAACUUGUGUAUAAAAAAGCGAAAAAACAAAAAUUGAAACAAGUCUGUGUCAUUACGAAAAGAGUUAGCAAACUGAUUAAUUUGUAAGUCAACCAGAAACAAGGAAACAUUAAACUGUUCAAACAUAAAACAAAGUACUAGUAAAUAUUAGAAACCAAUCGCCCAAACCUAAACAAAAAAAAAAGAAGAAACGAAACAAUUAAAACACAAAAACAAACAUCUCUUCUCUCUAAGCGUACGCCGCGCCAUCGUCGUUUUCUGUUUUGCGAGAAAAAAAAAUCCUAGUUGUAAAUGUGUCCUCCUGUUUCACCCCCACCCCCCUCCCUCCCACGCAAACGAUCGGAGAGAAAGAGAGAAAACCCACAGUCCUUUUUGUCGUCGUCUCGCUCUCGUAGUCACUUAAGCGAUAUGAAACUGACCUUAAUUAUAAAUAACAAAUUGAUAACAAGACAAACAAGAAUGGCGGAGAGAAAAAUCCGACAGAAAGCCGCAAGCGCAUAUAAAUUAGUAAAUAUUAAGUCAGACCGCUCUGAAUAUAAUGAAAUUAUAAAUAUUCAAAAAAAAAAAAAAAGAAAAAAAACAAGGAAGUAACGCUUACUCAAGCGAAGUUUAAGAAAGUGAAAGAGAAAACAAAACGAAAAAAAACAGAACGUGAACAAAACAAAAUUCGUUUCCUCUAUUAACUCUGUUGUAUAAAGUCGAGAAAAGUUUUCCUCCCAUUUCCCCCACGCAGAUCAAAAUAAAGCAAAAGUCCCAUAUUUACUACCUACAGUUUUUCUCCCCCAUUUCCACCGUCGUUUCCUAUUGUAAUGAAAAUAGUUUUGAGGCAGACAACAAUUGCCGCCGUAGCAGCGAACGCCGCACGCACGCACGGCCGCGCUCGUAUACGCAUAUCCGGGGUCGUCUUUCUAUCUCAAAACUGAGAUAUGAAAAAAAAAACGGAAAGCUAAAAGCCCCUCUUAUUUGAUGGCAUCUAUCGGCCAGCUCAAGUAAAGCAAAGUAGUUAGACUGCGGCGCUGGCGGCUGUGCUGUUGUGAUGCGCGGAAACCGUGCGCGGGCGGUUCGCUUCUUCCGGCAGUUGGAAUGCAAAAUAUUAUUUUAUAUAUAUUAUAUAAAUAAUAUUCUCUAUGAAUACUGAUGAAAACCCAGAAGAAAAA